GGCAGGGGCAGCAGCUGUUUUGCUUAGAUCUUAGCAAGUCUCCAGUCUCACCAUGAGGGAAUGCAUUUCCAUCCACAUCGGCCAGGCUGGCGUGCAGAUGGGCAAUGCCUGCUGGGAGCUGUACUGCCUGGAGCAUGGGAUCCAGGCAGAUGGGACCAUUCCUGGCUCCAAGCAGGUGAAACCUGUGGAUCCCAACUCGGAACAAGUGGAUUCUUCCUUUGAGACUUUCUUCUGCGAGACAGCAUCUGGGAAACAUGUGCCCAGGGCAGUGUUCAUAGACCUGGAGCCAACUGUCAUUGAUGAAAUCAGGACUGGGACCUACCAUGGGCUCUUCCACCCAGAGCAGCUCAUCAGUGGGAAGGAAGAUGCUGCCAACAACUAUGCCCGUGGCCACUACACCAUUGGGAAGGAGAUCAUAGACACUGUCCUCAGCCGAAUCCGGAAAAUGGCUGACCAGUGCAGUGGACUCCAAGGCUUCCUGGUCUUCCACAGCUUUGGGGGAGGCACAGGCUCUGGCUUCACCUCCCUCCUCAUGGAGCGUCUCUCCGUGGAGUACAGCAAGAAGUCCAAGCUGGAGUUCUCUGUGUACCCAGCCCCACAGGUCUCCACAGCAGUGGUGGAGCCCUACAACUCCAUCCUCACCACCCACACCACUUUGGAGCACUCAGACUGCUCCUUCAUGGUGGACAACGAAGCCAUCUAUGACAUCUGCAACCGCAACCUGGACAUCGAGCGUCCCACCUACACCAACCUCAACAGGCUCAUUGGGCAGAUUGUCUCAUCUGUCACUGCCUCUUUGAGGUUCAAUGGUGCUCUGAAUGUUGACCUGAUUGAAUUUCAGACCAACCUGGUGCCUUACCCAAGGAUACACUUCCCCCUCACCACCUAUGCCCCCAUCAUCUCGGCAGAGAAGGCCUACCAUGAGCAGCUCUCAGUGCCAGAGAUCACCAAUGCUUGCUUUGAGUUCUCCAACCAGAUGGUGAAGUGUGACCCACGCCGUGGCAAGUACAUGGCCUGUUGUCUUCUCUACCGUGGGGACGUGGUGCCCAAGGACGUCAACGCUGCCAUCGCAGCCAUCAAAACCCGAAGGUCCAUCCAGUUUGUGGACUGGUGUCCCACAGGUUUCAAGGUUGGCAUCAACUACCAACCUCCCACCGUGGUGCCUGGAGGAGACCUGGCCAAGGUGCAGAGAGCUGUCUGCAUGCUGAGCAACACCACGGCCAUCGCCGAGGCCUGGGCACGGCUGGACCACAAGUUUGACCUGAUGUAUGCCAAGAGAGCCUUUGUGCACUGGUAUGUGGGGGAAGGCAUGGAGGAAGGAGAGUUCUCAGAGGCCAGGGAGGACCUGGCUGCCCUGGAGAAGGAUUAUGAGGAGGUUGGAAGGGACUCUGCAGAUGGAGAAGAUGAUGAGGCUGAGUAUUAACAAACUGCAGCUUGUUCUUGAAGUCAAACCUCAGCUGAAAUCCAAACCAAGGUUAAAGUGGUCCUGAGUGCCUUGGAGGUGGCCAAGGGUUGUCCUGAACCUCAGUGGUACUGUUUGACCUCUUCAACCCUUCCUGCUUGCAUAGUCUCUGUGCUCAUAGAGCAAUUGUAGCAUGGGUGUCUUGAGCUUGAUCACGCUGCUGUUGAUUGAUGAGUGAAGCUGCAUAGGGACCUGACUUAGUGUCAGGGCCACAUCCUGCCCAGGCAGGAGAUCCAAAUGGUUCCUGCUCCAAGGGAAUGUUGCAAGCUGCCUGCUUUGGCUGAAAUGGCCAACUCUAGCUCUGGCUUUUCCUGUCAAAGCACCUUUUGAAUUAGCAAUGCACAUGUAGACUUCUCUGCAACUCUUUUUGUAUAUGAAUAAAGACUCUUUUGGCUUUGA
Molecule: messenger RNA, 1861 nt
Organism: Acanthisitta chloris (rifleman)
Lineage: Eukaryota; Metazoa; Chordata; Aves; Passeriformes; Acanthisittidae
Gene: TUBAL3
Product: tubulin, alpha-like 3
Exons: 4
Coding region: 53-1423 (456 amino acids)
Biological process (GO): microtubule cytoskeleton organization; mitotic cell cycle
Cellular component (GO): microtubule; cytoplasm
Molecular function (GO): GTP binding; structural constituent of cytoskeleton
Source: RefSeq, a predicted model, not a curated record